Molecule: messenger RNA, 7719 nt
Organism: Galleria mellonella (greater wax moth)
Lineage: Eukaryota; Metazoa; Arthropoda; Insecta; Lepidoptera; Pyralidae
Gene: Tmtc3
Product: protein O-mannosyl-transferase Tmtc3
Exons: 12
Coding region: 408-3080 (890 amino acids)
Biological process (GO): protein O-linked glycosylation via mannose
Cellular component (GO): endoplasmic reticulum
Molecular function (GO): mannosyltransferase activity; protein binding
Source: RefSeq, a predicted model, not a curated record
UUGACGCGGCAUUCGCUCGUCGCAUUUCGGCAGUCAUCGGCGACUAUGCCCAGUGAGCGGGUGUGUCUGUGCGUGUUGUAUUAAUACAAGCACAUAAAUGUCAAAUGAAAUGAUUUCGAAAAAAAAUAGUGACAUGUGACCCGUUGUAACCUGGACAUUUGUGGCAAAGUUACAUUUUUAGUGUACCGUAGUGCAAUUCCUCAAUAUUAACAGUUUUUGCUCUCUGAUUUUGUAAAGCAAAUUUAUAGUCCUGGUUUUCGUGAUCGUGUUUUUGCUAGCUACUGAUAAAACAUUCCAGGUGGCUUAGGACAUUUCUGCAUCAAAGACAAUGCUGAUUAUUAGGAGCAAAAAGAUUAAUACAGUGUUGUGUUUUUAAUAGAUGAAUUAGAAUGCUGUUGUGAUUCACGAUGGACCGCGUGAGUGGCGUGUGUAGGUUUGGAGGAGUAGUUUCAGCGGUUCGAACGAGAACCGGACGAAGUAGACGACGUCUGGGUGCUCAGAGUCAGAUAGCAGAAGAUAUGCCAGAGCCACCACGUCGUGGACUUGGCGCUGUGCUAAUACUCGCCUGCAUCAUAGUAUACCACAACUGCUUAUACUGUGGAUUCGUUUUUGAUGAUAUCAGUGCUAUAAAGGAGAACAGAGACUUACGACCACAAACACCUAUAUCCAAUAUCUUCCUCAACGAUUUCUGGGGAACUCCCAUUCAUAAGGAGCAGUCCCACAAAUCGUAUCGGCCACUGACAGUGCUCACCUUCAGGUGGAACUAUGCUGUCCACGGCCUGCAGCCGGCGGGCUAUCACCUCGUCAACUUGCUGCUUCAUGCCCUCGUCUCUCUACUCUACUACAGAGUGUGCGCAAUGUUUCUGCCGGAGUUCGCAAGUUUUGUCGCCGCCAUCUUGUUCGCUGUGCAUCCCAUACACACAGAAGCGGUGACUGGGGUGGUAGGCAGAGCGGAAAUGCUGUCUUCACUUUUCUUUUUGGGCGCCCUGCUGUGUUAUGCUCGUGCUGCAAAUAGAAGACGGUACACAGACUGGCGUUACGUAGCAGCUUGUACGGCAUGUGUUGGCAUCGCCAUGCUAUGCAAGGAGCAGGGCAUCACCGUCACUGGAGUGUGUGUUGUAUACGAACUCUUCGUGGCGCAAAAGCGUCGUAAUUCGGGUGGUGGCAGCCGAUGGUCGUGGCUAGAAGCUUGGGGCAAAGGCUCUGGCUGGGGGUGCGCUUGCGGUGAGGCAGCGCGAAGAGUAGCUACAGUAUGCUGUGCGACGCUGGCCCUGCUUGCAGCCAGAUUACAUGUAAUGGGAGCUCAACUGCCCGUCUUCACUAGAUUUGACAACCCAGCUGGAGCUGCACCACCACCAGCUAGGCACUUAACUUUUGCCUACCUACCAGCCCUAAAUGCCUGGUUACUGGCGUUACCUGAAGCUUUAUGCUGUGAUUGGACAAUGGGUACUGUUGCAUUGUUACGGUCAUGGAGGGAUCCCCGCAAUCUAGCGACUUUAGCGCUGGCUACAACGUUGAUAGCUGCUGCAAUACAUGCUUUGAGGACUCGUUCUUCUGCUCUUUCUAUGGGCUUAGCAUUACUAGUUCUACCAUUCCUACCGGCCUCAAACUUGUUCUUCCCUGUUGGAUUUGUGGUUGCUGAGCGAGUGCUCUACAUGCCUUCAAUGGGAUGGUGUCUAUUGGUGGCCCACGGGUGGCGGUUAUUAGCUAAACGCCGCGCGAAACUUGCCGCUGCCGCACUUAUAUUCCUCUUUUUAGCGUUCAGUGCCAAGACUUAUGUGAGGAAUUGGGAUUGGAAGACUGAGUAUUCAAUUUUUGCAUCAGGACUGAAGGUAAAUCGCAACAAUGCAAAAUUGUAUAAUAACGUAGGACACGCUUUAGAAGCUGAAGGGAAAUACGCUGAAGCAUUAGAAUUCUUCAAUACAGCUGUGAGCGUGCAACCUGAUGACGUAGGAGCUCAUAUUAAUGUUGGAAGAACAUACAAUCAUCUCGGACGUUACCAAGAGGCCGAAGAUGCCUACGUAAAAGCGAAAUCAUUAUUACCAAAAGCAAAGCCUGGAGAAUCUUAUCAGGCAAGGAUAGCGCCCAACCAUCUUAAUGUUUUCCUAAAUCUUGCCAAUUUAAUAUCCAAAAAUGCUACACGUUUGGAAGAAGCGGAUAUGUUAUAUAGACAAGCGAUAAGUAUGCGUGCAGAUUAUACGCAAGCAUACAUAAAUAGAGGAGAUAUUUUAAUAAAAUUAAAUAGGACAAAAGAAGCUCAGGAAGUAUACGAGAGAGCCUUGUUAUAUGAUAGUGGGAAUCCCGAUAUUUAUUAUAACUUGGGAGUUGUUCUCCUAGAACAAGGCAAAGCUUCACAAGCGUUAGCUUACUUGGACAAGGCUUUGGAACUAGAACCGGAGCAUGAACAAGCAUUAUUGAACUCUGCGAUACUUCUGCAAGAACUCGGUGCCGCCGACUUGAGGCAUAUCGCCAGACAGCGUCUGCUGAAACUACUUGAUAAAGAUGCGACGAACGAGCGUGUACAUUUCAACCUCGGCAUGGUAUGCAUGGAUGAAGGCGAAGCGGAAUGCGCGGAACGAUGGUUCCGUGCAGCGGUACACCUAAAGCCGGACUUCCGUUCAGCGUUAUUCAACCUUGCGCUUCUCUUGGCCGAUACGCGUCGCCCUCUAGAAGCCGCGCCUUUCCUGAAGCAGCUUGUUCGACAUCAUCCCGACCACGUGAAGGCACUCGUUCUUUUAGGAGACAUCUACAUUAACUCCGUCAAGGAUCUUGAUGCUGCUGAGAGUUGUUACCGCCGGAUCUUAGAAUUGGAGCCGGACAACGUACAAGCACUCCACAACCUCUGCGUUGUGGCGGUGGAACGCGGGAAGCUGGCCGUCGCUGAGGAGUGCCUCAUCCGCGCCUCAGCACUAGCUCCUCACGAGCACUACAUCCAGAGGCACUUAGCCGUCGUUAAGGCAAGACGAGCGGCAGCCACCUCCACAGUCCCCCCAACGCCAACCGCCACCACAGAGGUUAAAGCUAGGUGGAACUACAUUCCCCAGCAGCCGCCUGACCCACACGAAAUCGACCCCUCAUAGCAGAUUACCGAAUGAAGCCUGUAAAUACUAUUAUAUCCAAUGCUUUAUUUUACAUAUAGAGGCCUUGUAUACCUAUAAUGUAGUUUAAAAUCACUUCCAUGCUUAUAUCACUCAAUGGGUACAACUAGAGAAACGAUUUUCCGAUUUUAAAGUCAUUUGGCGUAACCCUAGUAGCUUACGAUUGAUUUUCACACAACUGUUAUGGGUGUCUUUCCUACUCUAGAAUGUUACAUUUAUUUAUUUUCAAUCAAACAAAAUUUAAUGUGACCACUCCAUUACAACGGAUUUACAAAUUUAUAAUAUAUAAGCAUUCCAUUGUGCAACAUGUCUCUAUUUUCAAUAUGGAAACACUGAGACUGAUUCUGAAGUACUAUUAUUUUCUCAAAAAAAAAUUAUAUUCAUUACACUAAAAUAAUUAUCCUCUGAACAGAUAUAAAUUUAAAUUACAUAAUUAUAUCUACUAAUUUAUUUUUUGAUAGUCCUAAACAAUAUUUUUCGUAAACUAACAAUUUUAAUUUCAAAUUUUAGAGAUACGUUUAAUGAAUGCCGCUUCAGAAUCGACCUCAGUCCCAAUAUCAUACACGUUAUACCAUUUUGCCGCCCACAUAUUCUUUUGAUUUAAUGAAUAAAUUCAAAGGUACGCUAUAGGAAUACGGAAUGACUGAAUUAAUGCUAGUGGAACCCAUAUAAAUUAUUAAUGAAAAAAAAUCUUCAAUUUGUAAUCGCAUUAUUACGUAGUGACUUGCUCAGUGACCCGUAUCAUAAUAGGUGAGCAUGUAGGUGAUUUUCAAGUACACUUUGUAGGUAGAUAUAAUGUGUCUAUAGUAAAAUAUAUCGUUGUUAGAUUAUCUCGUCGAACACCAAUAUUAUUCGGCCAAUUCAUACUCGGUUUUAAAGACAUCAUUUGUUAAAUCAGGGUACUCUUCUAUUUGUUUCCACUCUGACGUAGAUUAAUCUUGCUGACACUUUCUAUUUGUAUCUAAGAUACAGACAAAGACUUGGAAAUGUCAAGUGUUUGUUUUUUAUUAAAUAUAUUGAAUUAUAUUUAGUAAAAUAAUGCGCUUUCUUUUUAAAAUUAUUUCGGAAUUACUUCGACUUCUACUUAUAUUAUUUAUAAAGGUAACUAAAAUUUCGAUUUAUGAUAUUAGCAUUUAGUUCGAAAUAAUUAAUUAAAAAACAAAAUUUGACGUUUACCUAGUCUAUAGCAAUGUUUUAAAGCUUUAUAGACAAGGCGUUUUAUUGAUGUGUAUAAAAUUAAGCUUAUAUAGAGCUUACAUUAAAUACAAAAUAAUUUCCAUUCGUUUUCAGUAUAGAUCGGCAAGGUUAGGCCGUAUUAAAAGUCGACGAAUAGUAAGCAUCGGUUCUUAAUUUGAAAUAAACUAAAUUUACUCUAAUAUUGUUAGUCUAUUGCAGACGAUUUACAAUAAAAAGUAUAUUUUUAACUAACUGUAGUAUCCUAUGUGCUACGUUAGGAUUUCAUUCAAAUUCGUUGAAUAGUUUUUACGUGAAAUAAUUCCAAACAUACAUCCAUCCAUUAUUGUAAUAAUGAAUGGGUGGAUGUUUGUUAUUUAUUGAUUUGAUUUCAUAAAGAGAAAUUUUGUCCGAAAAAAACUAAAACUAUCUGUGACUUCUAACCACGACCGAUGUUUAAUAUUCUUAAUUUCGAUGGAAAUAAUUCGGACAGCAUUACUGGCCUAACUUCUUCGCAUCAGAAUAACGCCUCGUGUGGAAUCAGCUGUUUUCAUGAUAUUUUUAUAUUCUGAAUUAAUCUUAAAUUGUAUAUCUGUGCAUUGGAUAAUUAAUUGUGCAUACCAAUAUUAUUCUUAGUAGCUAACGUCAUGGGCGUACCCAACUUGGCAAAGAGUGAUUGGAUCUAAAAAACCAACUAUGGGCAUAUGAAGAACAAUCUAGUGAAAAAUGUGAAAAUACAUCUGUGUGUAUAUUUAUCUGUCUAUUUACCUUAUUGUCAACUUAUUGCAUAUUUAUUUUUAACUUUGCAACAAAUACAAACCGAUAGAAAUAUUCAAGAUAGGGAAAUCACAGACAAUAAAAAAAAUAUUAAAAUCUAUUGACACUGAAAAGUAGUAAUCGAAUUUAUCAUGAGGUAAAUUUUUGUUAAACUACAUAUUGGAUGUUGCUGUCUCUUUCUAUCUCAUGUACACAAAGAUUGCCACUUAUCUAUGGAGGCUGGGUGCGCUCAUGACCAAAGUGAUCUCUUAGAGAAGCUUAUGAUUUGCAUAUGGCGUUACGUGAUAUUAGUUAAUUACACCAUAAUUAUAUUUAUGUAUGCCAUAUAUGUAUAAUAGGUAUUAUUACGUAGAAUAUGUUGAAACGAGCUUUCGUCAUUAUUAGCCUGGUAUACGGUAUAUGUACGGAUUGUAUAAGUCUGUAAAUGGAUAUAGUUCCAUAUAGGAGACGUAUUAUUUCCUAUCAUUGUCUAGUCAUGAUGCAAUUGUUUGGUGAAAAAUUUAAAUUUUUCCUAUUAUAUUUUGUUGGAAUAGGUAUUGUGGAAUAGAAAUUAAAGCCGCGUAUUCACAAUGUGGGCAAGUGUUGUAGAAGAACAAGACGUUAAAUCCAAAUAAUAGUGUAAUACAUAAAAUAAAAAUACAAUGCUUCAAUAUACAUAAAUAGAACAAGUGAUAUUUCCUUUAAACAUCAAUAGAACUUUAAUAAGGUCUCUGUGUAAAGAAAUUUCAAAUCUAAAAACAAGAACUUCUGAUGUUUUUUUAAUAAAAAAAAAAAAAACAAUACUUGUUCCGAUUUCGAAAAAUAGUCAACUUUUAAUUUGACGAUUCAAACCGACUAUUAAUAGAAUAUUUUUAAAAACUAUUAACAUUCUAUUGAAGCAUUUGUAAGUUAACAAAAUUAUUAAAAAACCUGCCUCUUCAAUAUAGUCAAUUUUUUUUCUCGAAAUUUAAAUAUCGAAUCCCAUAACGCUAGGCCUUCAUUAAAUUGUAACGAUGUUGUACCCCGUGCUUUGAUUAGGCGUUGGGAAGUAGCGUUACCGUAGCCGUGCCCGCAUAAUCACCUCCUUUAAUGAACAAACUACAUAAUAAUUAAUUAAAAAGAUCAUCUUUUGAUACACAUAGCUUCUAGCAACUAGUGUCUCGAACUGUGGUAGGUAGCGCGCAAACGGUAUUUUUUCUGAAUUAUAUCCAUGUACUUAGGUACUUAUGGUUCCGUAGAUUAAUAUCAUCUAGAUAGGGCGUCUCUCUAUAAAUGUAACGGGGAAAAAAUUUGUUCUUGUGCCACUUAUGUCAAACGCCAAAAUAAAUACUAAAAAUAAUUAGUCGGAUAGCCAACAAUUGGUUAAUUGGCCAAUUGAAGACAUUUUUUGACACCGUAUACUAUCUAGAUGAUAUUGUCUAAGCUAUCUAUAGUUCUGUUCACUUUUGUGAAACAUUAAGCCAUAUCUACACUGUUGUCAUUAUGUCUAUGAAAUUAUUAUGUGGUAAUAAUAGUUAAAUUAUCAUCAUCUUUUUCAGUGAUUUUUGAGAUUAUUGAGAUAACUCACUGUGCAUAAUUUAAUUGUCUAUAUUCUGUAUACCAUAUUAAUUUAAAUCGCUAACAAGAAAAUUCACAAAGAGAAGGCGGAGUCCAAAAAAUAAUUAAAACACCUCAUGUAAAUACACCUUAAUAUCCACAAGCAUUAUUGAUUGGUAUUUGAUUGAAUUUUUUUUAAAUAUUUUUAUUUAUAAGUACCUACCUAUUUGUGUAUACCCACUAUCAACUCUUAAAGUGCACUACACUAUGACAAUACCUGAAAAUAUACUUUAACAACCUGUGAUUUUAAACUCUCAAGUCUCAUAUAAAUUUUUUUAUAAAAUUGCGUUUAUUUUUCAAGCAUGGUACCUACACUAGUGUGAAAGUCAGUGUAAUAUCAUGGAAUACAAAAUAAAUAUCUUGUCAUAGCAUGGGAUCACAUUUUGAUUUAUUCAAUUUUGUUUUUGUUCAUUUAUACGGGCAACAAAAUUAUUCAAUCACAAAAUGUUAAAAUAUGAAAUAAAAUAUUUAGAACCGCAUUACAGAUCAAAAGCGGUUUUUUUUUUGAUCCCAUAUUAUUUUAAAAUUAUAGUUCAUUAUAAUUAAAAAAAUUUAAGCUUUCUCUUUUUCAUGACGGAAUAUACAUCUAUCCACACCUACCCACUAAACAUUAUUUUUUAAUUUCUGAUAGAAUCGUUUAUGCACACAAUAUACUUGUUUUUUCUUUUUUUUAUUUUAUUAAGAAUUCAUAAUGUAAAAUGAUAAUAUGUUAAAAUUAUAAUUCGUACCUACCUAUAACUACGAUGUGAUGGUAAAGCUCCCAAUUUGGAAUUAAGUGUGUCCAGCCAUAAAGCACGAUGUCUCAUUAAAAACUGAUUAAAUAAUGAUUAUUUUCAUAAAGGCUAAUGUUAUAUUGUAAAAAGUAAAUGAAAGUGAUCGACCGUUAUUAGAUUUAGAUGUGAAAAAUGUAAUGUUGUUAAUGUUUUAAGAUAAAAAAAAAGUAACUUUUGUAAAAACUGAAUUUUUUACAAUGUCUUGAAACAUUUCCGGUGGUAAACUCUUGAUGGAGUUGAUGAUUCGUAAGGACCCCGAAUAUUAUAAACUAUUUGUCGUCAAAACGUUUAUUUUUAUAAAAUAAAAUGAUGUUUCAAAUGAU